AACUUCCAUUGCUACUUGGUCGAUAACAAUGGCUACAUUUUAGCCAGCAACAACCCAGAUGGAAAUGGAACGGGACUAUUUUUGGGUCAACAAGAUGGCCGCCUUAUGAGAGCUCUUCUGGAGGACAAGAUAUUUAAGAUGUAUCAGCUGACAGACUAUCAAAGCAUCUGUCAAACUAUGCUCACGCCAGAUCAGGAGAGCUCCUCAUCUUUUCCAAUGAAUCCUCUCCGUCUGAUUACAAGAUUAUUCUUCUGGCUGAUUUCAGAAGUUAUAAUCUUCUUGUCGGAGUGGAAUCUAUUCAGCUCUUUAUCGCCUUAUUCUGUGUUCGGCAUGCCAGAGCCGAAUGGGGAUGAUUUCCCCACGGGAAAAGACGGGGAAGAGUGCGGGCUGUGGAUCCCCGAGAGACUUGCCCGCUACAUCUACUGUGGCUUUGUGGUGUACGAGGACACGGGCUUCCGCCCCGUGAUGAGCAUCUACACCACCAAGCGCUCGUGCGAGCAGACCGUCAGCCGCUUCGUGCUGGACAAGGCCGCGCUUCUGAGGAGGCCGGCGAGACACAAGCUGCCGGACUGUGCCACGCAGUGUGCCACGCCGCACGAGACUGUGUACGAGGCUCGGUGGCUGAACGAGACGAACCUUGUGUUCCUGGUGUCUGACGCCAGCUGCUACUGCAAUAGCACGCACAACGACACAGAGGAGAUGAUGGACCUCGAAAGUCCGUACACGUUCAAGGUCACGCCGAAAGAGCGUACCUAUAAGGACGACCUGCAGUGCCAGAUUCUACUCAAUUACUCCAAUGAGCUGAAAAGAGUUGACAACACGAGAACGCAAAGCACAUUAUGCCUUGAUUCUUCGAACGAG
Aplysia californica (California sea hare) is the source of this 861-nucleotide messenger RNA. RefSeq lists its product as uncharacterized. The record is from RefSeq and is a predicted model, not a curated record. Lineage: Eukaryota; Metazoa; Mollusca; Gastropoda; Aplysiida; Aplysiidae.